This is a messenger RNA of Fundulus heteroclitus (mummichog), 2181 nucleotides long. Its product is annotated as lamina-associated polypeptide 2, isoforms beta/gamma-like. The record is from RefSeq and is a predicted model, not a curated record. Lineage: Eukaryota; Metazoa; Chordata; Actinopteri; Cyprinodontiformes; Fundulidae. Gene Ontology annotation, molecular function: DNA binding. Bases 485 to 1858 code for a protein of 457 amino acids. The transcript has 11 exons.
AUAGACUAACAGGCAUCUAUAACAAAUAGUUUUCCCAAAAACAGUGGUGCGGCAACGGCCGUGGCACUAGAUACCGGUGAAGGUGCCAGCGGAAGUGCCACCACUAGCUGCCUCUGCUACCGGAAAUGCCUCUAUUAGCUGCCUCUGCUACCGGAAAUGCAUCUACUAGCUGCCUCUGCCGUGUAAAAAAGCAUAGACAUUAUAUAAGAUUAUAUAUUGUCUAUGUGGAAAAAAAAGUGCCAGGGGACCGGAAGUACUGGUAGUAACGUUUCUUAAAGCGGAAGUGGCGUCACGUCAUUCGAUGCAACUGAGUACUGCAUGCAAUCAACACUUGCAGCUGUUCCCAAUCCUGACCGCGCACCAGCUGCUCUCAGACCAGGCACCGCAGUGGCAGCUCUGCACCGGCGCACCUACAUCUACCAAGAUACAAACCUCUAUUUUUUUUUAAUUAUUAUUAUUAAAUAGCUUUGUGCUCCUGUGUGCAAUGCCAUUUGUGGAGGACCCCGCUCAGCUCUCUAAAUCUCGCCUGAAGUCAGAUUUAGUCGCCCACCAUGUGGCGCUGCCACCUGCAGCGAGCAAGAAGGAGCUAUAUGUGGAGCUCCACCUGAAGCACAUCGAUCAGAGCAAUUGUGCGGAUUUCUCCAGCGAUGACGACGAUCCAGUACAUGAUGUGGUAGGUGAGGAUCCAGAAAAUGCGACGGUGCUCGACCCAAGUGCUUUGACAGACAAGGAUCUCAAAGAUUUGCUACUCAAGCAUGGAGUUAAAGCUGGGCCCAUUGUAGCCUCCACCAGGGCCGUGUAUGAGAAGAAGCUCAGGAAACUGCUUCAGUCCGGUGGAAAGGAGGAAUUAAAUGAAGCGGAGAAUGCUGUGCUCUACUCGGACAGUGACGAGGAAGAGGAGGGUGACGAAAAUAAGGAAGAGCAGGAGGAGCCCGAGGGAAAGCAAGAACAAACAGUGGAUGCAUUGGAGCUGAACCAACAACGCUGCAAUAAGAAAAAUGUGCAUGUUCAGAGGGGCGACUUUGCUUACUCGCAGUGCUUUUUCUUAUCAUCACGGCUGCGUCCUUGUCCUCUUAAACAAAAUGAACGGAGUUCCAAGAGGAAUUCAAAGAAUGCAGUCAGAUCACCAGAGCAGACUCGAGAACACCGCUCACAGAUUCCUGGAGGAAUUAGCAAAGUAUCCAUAGCCCAACACUCAGGAUUAAGAUCAGGGGUUCCCUCUGGAUCUCAGUCAGUGGUGUCCAAUGGUUGCUCUUCGCGUUCCUCGCAGGCAUUCAGCAUCACUGAGAUGGUUGUUGAGAUGGAGAGUCGGACCUCACCCACCGUUUGCUCCGACAAGGAGUUGAGCCACAGCAGUAAGCAGGAACAUCGGUCACGCUCCAGCAGGCUGCUCAAGGAGGUUGAAGACAAGGACAUAAUCGUGGAUCAGGCAGUGCGUUAUACUCCCAAGGACUCCACUUGUGUAAAAGACACCAAGCCUCCUCAGGAACCAGAGAAUGAUAUUUUGAAGGAAAUCUUCCCAGACACAAACGCCACACCCACUGGGAUCUAUGCCACUCCACGCAGACCCAUCAAAGGGGCAGCACAGCGGCCCAUCCAGUAUGCGUACCCCAAAACCCCAGUCAGUCCUACGACCCUGGAGAGGCGAGAGGUGGAGAGACGUCUCGUGCCCAUCUACAUCCAGAUUUUGGUCUUCUUCACUGUGGUGUACGUCCUUUACGUCAUUUCUGUUAUUGUGGAGGACGGCAGCUCUGUUAUGCCCUUGCUGCAGAGUCUCAACCAGUGGUCAGACAGUGAAGAGGGAAGUCCAGCGCUGGAUGAGACGCAGGACACGCACUCAGCCUCAGGAGAGCUUUAACUGUUUCAUUUACAAACCUGUGUUGACAUAAAGGUGCGAGCUUGCUGAUUUGAUGGCCAGGACAGGAUCAUUAUUGGUUAAGAAUCCGCCAGUCCAGUUUAACAUUUCUGUAUUUUCUUUUGUUUAACUCCUUUAUAUUAACAUGUUCUUAUCACCAUGUUUGUAGCGGAUGAAACACCUAUUUAUGGAAAAGGGACAUUUAUUCUUGAUUAAAAAUUGUAAUAUGUAUUGCUUAUUUAGAUUUGGUGAAAACUUGUGCUUUGAAUUUCUAUUGUAAUACUUGUUUUUAUAUAUGAUGGUUCAAUAAAGGUUAUUUUACUUCA